Messenger RNA from Rhinocladiella mackenziei CBS 650.93, 462 nucleotides. RefSeq lists its product as uncharacterized. Bases 1 to 462 code for a protein of 153 amino acids. Lineage: Eukaryota; Fungi; Ascomycota; Eurotiomycetes; Chaetothyriales; Herpotrichiellaceae. The record is from RefSeq and is a predicted model, not a curated record. The transcript has 2 exons.
AUGGAUCAGGUCAAGAUGGAGACCUGCAGCCGCUGUCAAGCCCGGUGGUUCUCCAUGGAUUUGAAGAAUGGGAUCUGCCAUGCCUGUUUCUUGCGGGAUCAGGGCGGCAAGACUCCCUUUCUCAUGUCUGCCGAGAACGGAAUGGACUCGGGAGAGCUGCCGGCCCAUCUGUCCGCGCUGACCCAAGUCGAGGAGACGAUGAUCGCCCGGUCACAUGUGCAAAUGAUGGUCUAUCGCUACCGUGGCUACCAGUACCACUACUCGGGACACUAUGUGUUGGUGUUACGGUCCUCAGAUCACGUCGCCGAGAAUGAUCUUCAAUAUCAACGCCAAUUCCAGUCAAAUUUUCAAGUUCAGAAGGGACAUGUUAUGACCUGGCUGCGGUUUCUCCAGGCGCACCACCCGGAUUAUCGGUAUAUCACCAUUUCCCCGGACCGGAUCGACGCCCUACCGAUUUGUUAG